AACGCGAGCGCGCGCUGAGCGGGCGCGGGUGCGGGGGCUCUCGGUUUCGGCUCGCUCACGCCGCCCCGCUCCAAUUUUCCGCCUCCAUUUCUGCUGCCUCCGCCCCACAAAACCCACGCUCCCAUCCAGUUUCUCUCCCCCCGAACCUUGCUGGGGUUCCUCUUCCGCGCUCCCCGGCUCCGCGGGCGGGGAACUGGAGAGGCGGGCGGGGAGGGCGUCUCGCGGCGAGGACAUUUGGGUUUGGCGCUUGUACUGCUGUUAAUAUAGCUAAUUGUUGAGGAUCUGAACCUAAUAUGGUGGAAAACACUCACCGUAGUGGUCGCCAUGCGUUCGGGGACUUGACAAACAUCCUUUUCAAGCGACCAGCCCUAUCAGAUCCAGAGAAGAGUACUGGUGGAAUAAAGAUUAGACGGAUCGAAGAGACUAGGAAGGAGUUUCAUGAAAAUGCAAUAAACAGCAGCAUAGGGAAAGGGAUUGUAUUUGGGCAUUUAUUUGAUGGUGUUGCCAAACAGAAUUUCGAAAAGCCUUCUAUUUUUCGGCAUACUAAGGUCCAGCACAUGGCUGCCAAGACAGAUGGGCCGCUAUCCAAGGAGGUUGGUGACUUGAAGGAACGUGGCGCAUCAAUAGAUUCAUUUGAUCUCAGUGAUAAGGAUCAGGAUUCCCCGCUGGAUUCUGAAGGUGAGUAUGAUGACGACGAUGAUGAUGAGAUGGAUGGUGAAUUGCCAGGUCAUUUUAGCAGCACAGAGCUAGCUAAUAAAACAGCAGCUAAUGAUGAUGAGUGCUUGACUCAAGAGGAGAUAGUUGGAUCAUCAGGAAAUCAGAAGCCUGUAUCUUCAUUAGACUUUAUGACAGGUGGUGACAUGCCAAGUUCUAGAGUUUCACAUGCUUCAGCGAGAACUGGUGGCUCAGAAGAAGUUGCCACAAAAUCUUGUGCUUGUUCUUUUUGUCUUAAGGCUGCUUUUAUGUGGACGGAUCUCCAUUAUCAGGAUGCAAGAAGCCGGCUUUCUGUGUUGAAGAAAAGCAUAAAGUUAGCUAGAUCGUUCGAGGCCAAAAAAGGCAAAGGAAAUGAAUAUGCUGCCAAUGUACCUGGGUAUAACUCGAAACGAUUUGUGGGGUUGGAGUUUGAACUAUCUCAACAACAGAGACAACUCUUUCUUUGUACAGAGAAUGCCCUUGUUCGCGAGUCAGCACAGCUUCAUUCAGCUUUUGUGAAGAUAAAAGAAUUGAGAGAUAACUGCAAGACGGAUCUUGAGACUAUCAGCAAUCCUUUAUUAGGAAAAUGAGCGCUGCGUGGUUGCAUUGAUGAACUAUUCUUUUCCAUGAGAGUUAGAGCAGCUGGCUCGGUUUGAUCAAGAUGCGCAUUGAGAUAGGCUACCAACUCAGGAAUUGUGGUGGUUACCAUCAAUUUGGGGGUUCUUGGCUGUAGCGAUUACUCCUAUCAUAAAGCACUGGUCCAGCAUGUCUGUAGGCUUGUAGGUCAUGUAAAAAUCCCCAUGGUGGGUUUAGGAACUGUAUGAUGGUUUGUCUCAUUUGAGUCAUAGGCUUCACCUGUACUUUGUAGUGAGCUUGCUUUGUAUGAUAAUUGCUUCACGAUCUCCAAACAAAAGGGACAACAAUGUUUUUCCAGGUUGCCAGUCAGUUUUCUAGUGCGGGAAGCUGUA
Molecule: messenger RNA, 1661 nt
Organism: Panicum virgatum (switchgrass)
Lineage: Eukaryota; Viridiplantae; Streptophyta; Magnoliopsida; Poales; Poaceae
Exons: 5
Coding region: 294-1283 (329 amino acids)
Source: RefSeq, a predicted model, not a curated record